Messenger RNA from Tachysurus vachellii, 1045 nucleotides. RefSeq names its product olfactory receptor 1D2-like. Gene Ontology annotation, biological process: G protein-coupled receptor signaling pathway. The record is from RefSeq and is a predicted model, not a curated record. Gene Ontology annotation, cellular component: membrane. The coding region runs from base 78 to 1022 and encodes 314 amino acids. The transcript is spliced from 2 exons. Gene Ontology annotation, molecular function: G protein-coupled receptor activity; olfactory receptor activity. Lineage: Eukaryota; Metazoa; Chordata; Actinopteri; Siluriformes; Bagridae.
GGACAGAGGUGCUGAAGCAUUGCAACACUGCUUAUAAAAGAUGAUUCAUCCUUCCUAUUGGAAGACACAGGCACAAGAUGAUGGAGAAUGCUUCCAAUAUCUUAGUUUUUACUCUCUCUGGAUUAAAUAUGACAAUGGAGGACAGAUAUGUAAUUUUUUCAUUCACCGCAUUGAUUUAUCAGCUUAUAUUGUUGUGUAACAUUACUAUUAUUUUUUGCGUUGCUGCAGAUAAGCAGCUUCAUGAGCCUAUGUACAUAUUUUUGUGUAAUUUGUGUAUAAAUACACUAUAUGGCACUUCUGGGUUCUACCCUAAAUUAAUGUAUGACUUGCUGUCCCGUAUUCACUCUAUUUCUUAUGCAGCAUGUCUGAUUCAAAUAUUUGUUAUUUAUUCAUCUGUUUUAUGUGACCUUUCCACUUUAACAGUAAUGGCUUAUGACAGAUAUGUUGCAAUAUGUAGACCACUACAAUACCAUUCAGAAAUGACAAACCUUAAAAUUGUGAAAUGUAUCCUUUUUUGUUGGCUUGCACCAUUUAUUUCCAUGGCUAUUUUAGUCUUGUUAACCUCCAGACUGACCCUGUGUGGCUCAAAUAUUGAAAAGCUAUAUUGUGAAAAUUGGGCAGUUGUUAAACUGGCAUGUUCCUCUACAGCAGUGAAUAAUGUGAUUGGAUACAUAAUUCUAAUUGUGUAUUUUGGACAUGCCGUGUUGAUUGUAAGCUCAUAUAUUCAGUUGAUUAUAAAAUGUAAAGCUUCACAAGAGGGCAAGUACAAAUUCAUGCAGACGUGUAUGCCACACCUACUCGCAUUAUUCAAUGUUUCUAUUGCCUUGCUAUUUGAUGUUCUUUACAGUCGAUAUGGUUCAGCUUCCUUUCCACAGGGCUUAAGACAUUUUUUUGCUGUGGAUUUCCUAGUUAUGCCCCCUAUUUUAAAUCCCAUUAUUUAUGGACUAAAACUGACUAAAAUCCGCAAGCAAGUCAUGGGUAUACUAUUGAGUCAUUGCAGCUGUCAAAAUGUGAAAAGUUAAAUAAGUUUCUUUUUUUUUUUACU